AUGCUCGGUUAUUGGUGGAAAGUGGCCCUAUUUGUCGUUUUAUUCAAUGACGUUAUAUUGACGAAUUCAGUUGUGUUAAAGACAACAACAGAUGAGAGUAGACUGCACAAAGGCUCCAGAAGUCUUUCUCCUCGCAACAUUCAAUCUCCGGUGACUGUGAGUGACAAGCAAACGAAAUAUUUGAUUUACAGACAAAAGCGAUCCGUUUUAUUUCCGAAUGGUGUUAAACUAUGCCCAGAGGAAACAAUCUCACAAGCCAUUGGCAACUAUCUCAAAUAUUAUAAGCUGAGAGUGUGCCAGGAGGCAGUAUGGGAAGCAUUCAAAACGUUCUGGGACAGGCUACCUGCAAGCCAUGAACAUGAAGCCUGGAUGAAUAUGUGUGAUCAAGGAAUCAUAAAUAUUUUUGACAUUGGUGUAAAUUUCAGCCAAUCAGAGGAACACCAAACCCUGAUGAAGGAGAAAUUAUCUCCACAGGCAGAAACAGUGAGCAGUUCAAGUAAUGAAGACUUGUGCAUUCUAGAGACUACCACAAUCAUGAAUGCAGCUUCAACUGAAAACUCCACACGAGAAGCGCCAGAUGCUGAUGAAGUUUCUGUUGAUAGCACAAUGAUCAGAGCUAAAGAAAGUGAGAUCACUACCCCCAGUGAUAUUGAACAAGGUACAAAGAAGCUACCAAAUCAGGUUUUGGAAUUUAUCGUUCAGCUUGUUGGGAAGAACUACACUAAAGAACUCUCUGACCCAGCUACAAUGGAUUAUCAGAAAUUAGCUGAUGAUGUCAAUACCAAGAUGGAGAAUGUUUUUGGAAAAUUCCCAGGAUAUCAGACAAUUAAUAUCUUGGAGUUCAGGGAGUAUCCAAAUUCAGACAGCAGUAGUAAUGUGGCGGUCCACUACUCUGUAACAUUUGAUGGAAAUACACAAGCUUUACAGAACAAAACACGUAAGUUAGUUGAUGUGAACCGCAAAAACAUAGAAGAUGAUCUUUCCCUUGAAAUGGAACAUCAGCUGACAACUGCCUACACGAUAAUUGAUUUCAAGAAUCUAGUAGUUGAGGCCUUGCAUAAGGAAAAUCUAAUUGGGAAUGCAUCACUGACUUUUAAUCCAGAGACUCUUCAGCUCUUGAACGAACAAUCAACCAGUCUUGCGCUUGGAGGCAUCAUGUUUGACCCAGAAAAUCAAGAAACUGAAUUUGCAGACAAGGAGGAUGGAUCAGAAGAUUCCAUGUUGAGUACUGAAGAACUAUUACAGUCACAUUCAACAGUUAUUGAUUUGCAGUCUGAUCAAACAACUGGCAAAAGAAUGUCAGAAGCUGCAAACACUCCUGUUAUAUUAACUAACCAAAUAAAUCCUGUGGAACAGCAAAGUAUUUCUAAUGAGAAGGUGCCAACUAGCACAAUGAAUGUAACAUUUGCACCGUCUAUUACAGAUCUGACCCCACUGAUUGAUAUUGAACUGAAAGAAACCUCUGAUUUGUCUAUGAUACAAACCACUACAUCAGAUGCAUUGUUUGAUAGUGGUACAUUUUCCAAUUACGAAUCUGGGACAGGAACCGAGCAAGAGUUUUUAUGGCCCUCGGCUACGGCAGUCCUUCACAACAAGCCAGAUAAUGGAUCACUGGUCAGCAAUUCCGUUCAAUUCACAAAUACGCCAAUCUUCGAUGACAUUACUGUAGAUUAUCUGACAAAUGUACCAAGUGUAACUAUAGGGGAUUUGACUGAUGAACCUUCUGAGAUUCUUGUCAGUACAAUCAUCUCUAAUGAAAUAGAUGUUCCUUUGUUAAGUGAAACAGCUUCAUAUAGUGAUAUUGGAGUUGAAAUCAAACCUCACAUUGCAGAGACAGUAAGUGAAAAAGCCUCUGUUGAACAGUUGCCAGAUAAUGAAUUAGAAUUAACAAUACAAACAUCUGAACCUACAGAUGUCUUUAAUUACUAUUCCAAUGACUCAACCUUAAGGGCUCAACCCUUUGCAGAACAUGCAACAACACUGGAAUCGAUUGAAAACUCCUUUGUUGCGGUGCUGCCAGUCACUGAACUAUCCACCAAAGGUCAAGCAAUAAUGGAUGCCUUUGUCACAGAGCAUCUAGAAACAAAGUCAUCUACCCGAGGAACUCCAGCAACUUCUUUCAUUAAGGAACAGUUCACAACUGGAUCAUUUGCCAAGGGGCACAUAUUAACAGAAUUGGACACUACACAGCAAGAAAUGUUAGAAUCAGCCAACACGGUGCACACAGUAACAAAAUCUCUCCCCACAGAAGAUAUGGUAAUAGAACAAUCCACAGUGGGUCAGUUGAUCCAAGCCUCAACCUCCAUAAGACAGUUUAUCACAGCAUCAUCCAACAUGCAGCAACUGAUGACAGAAUCAUCGACCAUGGCAGCUAUCUCUACCUUACCACAAGCAACUACACAAUCAACCUUGGUGAUGCAGCCCUUUGUAGGUACAUUCUCCAUAAGCCAACCAAGCUUAGAUCCUUCAAAUGGAGUCCAAUCAAACACAGAACUGUCCAAUGAUUUACAACCUUUUCCCACAACAUUAGUUUCACCAGACACUGAAAUCUCCAAUGUUAUUGUUGCUGAAUUGAAUAACCCUAUGCUACCUAAUGCUGCUACAACCACAGUGAUGGAACCUACUGCUCAAUCAAAUAUAGUAGUGCAAGGCUUUGGUGAAUCGGUUUCAGAGCACAAUGUUAACAAAUCAUCAGCCACUGUUCAAGCAUACAGUAAAUCUAGUAACAGAAUUCAUUCUGAUGAUGAAUCCAUUAAGAGAAUACAUACGACAAUGUUUCCGGGAGUACAAUCUGCCAGUAAGACAUCUACAGCAGUGGAUAUGACGACAGAGUACUUCCCAAUAGGCCACCAUGAUUCAGCUGUUGAGGAGCACAAUGAAAUACAACCUCCUCAAGAAGUAGCUAGGGAUAAACUCGAAUGGUCUGAGGUUCAAGAUAUCUCCGCUGAGCUGGAUCCCUCAUACAUCCUCCAGCAUCGUGAAGAAUCAGAUAAUGAAGAAAUGGCUAGCAUCUACUUAGAAUUGCCAGUUGCUGUUCCAACAACAAGAGCCACAGCAAGAGAAAGUCACAGAUCUCGACAGGCAUUAAUAGUCUUCUUCAGCCUACGUGUGACGAAUAUGAUUUUUUCAGAUGACUUAUUCAAUAAAAGUUCACAUGAAUACAAAGCGCUAGAACAGCAAUUCUUGGAAUUACUUGUUCCCUACCUUCAGUCUAACCUGACUGAUUUCAAGCACCUUGAAAUCCUAAACUUCAGAAAUGGCAGCAUUAUUGUUAACAGCCGGAUGAAGUUUGCAAAGCCUGUUCCACAGAAUGUUACCAAUGCAGUUUACCUAAUCCUGGAUGAUUUCUGCAACACAGCAUACCAGACUAUGAACCUUGCCAUUGAUAGAUUUUCUCUGGAUGUCGAAUCAGGUAAUGGGGCUGACCCAUGCAAGUUUCAAGCCUGCAAUGAAUAUUCUGAAUGCUUAGUGAACCACUGGACCGGAGAGUCUGAAUGUAUCUGUAAUGCUGGGUAUACAAGUGUGGACGACUUACCCUGUCAAAGUAUUUGUGAUGUAGACACUGACUUCUGUCUUAAUGAUGGCAAAUGUGAUGUAAUUCCAGGCCAAGGAGCAAUCUGUAGGUGUCGUGUGGGUGAGAAUUGGUGGUACAGAGGAGAGCAUUGUGAGGAGUAUGUCUCUGAAACUCUUGUAGUGGCUAUUGCCUUUGCUUCAGUGGCUGGUGUCCUUUUGGUAGCUUCUGCUGUGAUUUUCUGCAUAGCCAGAACUCUCCGUGCUCAGUAUGCCAAAGGUGCCUCUCAAGAAUCUACAGAACAAAGUAAUAGCCUGGAAUCAGUGGAAAAUGGGACAAAAUAUAAUCCUAUGUAUGAAAGCGAUGCCACAACUAGCUACAGUCACUACAAUAAACGUUAUCCACAGCUAGCCUCAUACAGCUCAGGCAGUGCAGAGGCAUCUGCCAACUUCAGCAGUGAUGAGAUCCGACACAUCUAUGAGCACAGUGAACUUAGCAAAGAGGAAAUUCAAGACAGACUACGGAUAAUAGAUCUCUACGCUAAAGAUCGGCAGUUCGCAGACUUUAUGCGACAACAUCAGAUAUGUAGAGAUAAUACCAAAACAAAUCCUACAAAUUAAUAUUUCAGUAGAAGUAGAAGA
Rhincodon typus (whale shark) is the source of this 4152-nucleotide messenger RNA. RefSeq names its product interphotoreceptor matrix proteoglycan 2a (gene impg2a). The coding region runs from base 1 to 4131 and encodes 1376 amino acids. Gene Ontology annotation, biological process: visual perception. The transcript is spliced from 19 exons. The record is from RefSeq and is a predicted model, not a curated record. NCBI's taxonomy places the organism in Eukaryota, Metazoa, Chordata, Chondrichthyes, Orectolobiformes, Rhincodontidae. Gene Ontology annotation, molecular function: heparin binding; hyaluronic acid binding.